AUGGAAGGGUGCUCCGUCCUCAGGGUCACCAUGCUGUUCCUGAUCCUCCUGCUAGUUCCAGAACUGCACAUGGCAGGCACCCUUGCAUCUGGAUCCUCUGCCCGGAACCUGCCGGAGACCCACUCCCACCUCCCCAGCUCUGCACUGUGGGUGUCUCAGGCAAGCCAUCAUGGCCGUCGGGGCCUGGGGAAGAAAGACAGGGGCCCAGGCAGGCCUAGCCGGGCCCAGGAGGGGGCUGUGGUCACUGCUACCAAGCAGACGUCCCAGAUGACACUUGGUCAGCCCCCUGCUGGCCUUCUGCAGAACCAGGAGCUGCUUCUGGGGCUGGCGCUGCCCUACCCCGAGAAGGAGGCCCGGUCUCCCGGUUGGGAGAGGGUGAAGAAACGUGGCAGAGAACACAAGAGGCGCAGGGACCGUCUGCGACUGCACCGAGGCCGAGCUGCCAUCCGUGGCCCCAGCUCCCUCAUGAAGAAGGUGGAACCCUCUGAAGACCGGAUGCUGGAGGGUACCAUGGAGGAGUCUUCCACUAGCCUGGCCCCCACCAUGUUCUUCCUGACCACGGCAGACGAUGCCACGCCUACUACAGAAGAGUCCCGGAUCCUGCCUGUCACCUCCCUGCGGCCCCAGACACAGCCCAGGUCUGAUGGGGAGGUGAUGCCCACACUGGACAUGGCCUUAUUUGACUGGACGGAUUAUGAAGACUUAAAGCCAGAGGUCUGGCCUUCUGCAAAGAAGAAAGAGAAACACUGGAGUCAUUUCACCAGUGACGGUAACGAGACCUCGCCAGCUGAGGGGGACCCGUGUGACCAUCACCAGGAUUGCCUGCCAGGAACUUGCUGUGACCUCCGGGAACAUCUCUGCACACCCCACAACCGGGGCCUCAACAACAAAUGUUUCGAUGACUGCAUGUGCAUGGAAGGGCUGCGCUGCUAUGCCAAAUUCCACCGGAACCGCAGGGUCACUCGGAGGAAGGGGCGCUGCGUGGAACCGGAGACAGCCAACGGGGACCAGGGAUCUUUCAUCAACAUCUAGCGCCCUAGUGGUGCCUCCCCACCGGCCCGGGGUCUGAGCCAGGGAGGUUUAGGACAAACAGGACCGUAUUAAUAACUAGCUCAGCUUGGGCUGAGUAGAGAACCGAUGGCUGAGGCCGCAG
Messenger RNA from Mus pahari (shrew mouse), 1153 nucleotides. It is a transcript of the gene Draxin, whose product is annotated as dorsal inhibitory axon guidance protein. Gene Ontology annotation, cellular component: extracellular region. The coding region runs from base 1 to 1032 and encodes 343 amino acids. Lineage: Eukaryota; Metazoa; Chordata; Mammalia; Rodentia; Muridae. Gene Ontology annotation, biological process: axon guidance; Wnt signaling pathway. The transcript is spliced from 6 exons. The record is from RefSeq and is a predicted model, not a curated record.